GGCGAUGUGAGUAUUGGGGGCGUGGCCUCCCGCUGGCUCUGCACUAGUUGCUGUGGCAGCGGGCGCGAUGUGGCAAGUCCUGGCAGCUGGCUCGCUCUUCUUCCCGGGGCUCUACCUCGUGCUUAAACGCUGUGCCCACUGGGCCGGGCCCGGCUGGACAGAGGGGGAGUGCUCGCUCAUCAGUGCCAGGUAAGAGCCCGUGCCAUGCCAUGAAUGCCCCCGGGCUUCCUGCUCCCUCCGCGGAGAGAGUCGGGUAUGGACCGAGCAGGGCAGCUAUGGGGGGGCACAGGGUAUCGGGCAUUGCAUGCUCUGUGCUGGGGGUCAGUGCUGGGCGGAGCCAUCAGGGCAUCCUGCAGGGAGAGAAGGGCAUCUGCAUUAACCCCUUAAGCCGGACACAUGCCAUGAUUCCCUUUUAUUGCAGAAGUUUUGUCCUUAAGGUGAUCAUUAAUACCGGGGGGGAGGGGGGCAUACCUUCACCCCAUUAGUAGGGAACAGGGUGGAUAUCAGUCUGUCUGUCUGUGUGGCAUUGUAAGUGUAUAUAUUAUUUGUGCUCGGUGUAUUUCAUUCAUAAUCCAAUGGGCUUAUUAUACAGUAAACUCUUGCUGCGAAUCAACAUCCAAAUGGCAAUAUUUAGACUAAAACAGCCCAGCUGUGACUAUAGCAGAGAUUGGGAAGUUUUCCCAGACAUUUUAGCUGGGAUAUUACCAUUACCAUCUGGGCUUGAUGGUGAGUAUAGUUGCAUUGCACAAUUUAGGCAAUAAUAGCUAAUGUGGGGGGAAAGAGCUCCUACUCCACUAUAGGCACAGGUUGGCUAUUUUAGCCUAAAUUUUGCAAUUCAGUUUCCGCUUCAUUCAUACAAAUGACAGUGGUGAAAUCAGUGCCUGCAUGCUACAUACUAAUGCUAAAAUACUAAUCCAGAUUUCACUGCCACUACACUGUAAAUUGUAUGAAGGUGUGGUUUUUAAAUACAGCAAUUUAUAUCACAAUGUUGUCCUAGUUGUUAAAAAUAGCUUACUUUAAAUUAGCCUUAUUAUAUUAAGGAGACACACUCCUCACUGCAGCCUGUAUCAUUCCUGAUGAUUUUUAUCCAGUCAGAUAGAUGCCUCUCAUAGAAGAAGUGAGAACACACCGUGCAUGCACAGCGGUUGCUGCGAUCUGUCAGUCCAUUGCUUCUCUAAGUACUGAAUCCAAUGCUUCUUCUAGAACACCACUGGACGCCCACAGCAGGUCACGUCAUACUUUACAUGUUAAUGGACUACAUGUAGAUUCAACAAAGGGAUGUCAAUCUGGUGCACCUAGUGGCUUUUUGACAGCCAUAGGUAGUAGGGGUGAAAAUGGCAAUCUGUAGAGAGUGCUGUUUUCCUAAAAAUGGUCCUUUUUUGCAUUUGCAAGGGUGCAUGAGCUGCAUUUGUGACACAAAAUCAAUUCCUAGAGGGAACAAUCCAGAUCUCAUAACCACAUAAUCUUUUUUAAAUGAUGAUGUUGUCCCUUGGUUUGUUGUUAAAGCAGAACUGUCAUGGCCGAAUCCUGUUUUGUUUUUUAACCCCCCCUUCCGACUCCACUACAUCUAAUUGUCCCUCUAGUCACCUCCAAAUGCCCCUAAGCCCACCAUAUUAUCUAGUUUUUAAUCUUUCAUUUCUGCCCUGACCUAGGUCCUGGGCGCUGCCAUCUUUGUGUGGGUAGAUGAAGUCCAUGUGGGACACGUCAUCUGCCUAGAUAGCACUGUGAAAUUCCCGCGCAUGCCCAGUUAAACACUUGGGCAUGCAAAUGGAAUUUCAUCUAUUCCAAGCCAACCAAUCAGAUUGCUCUGAGUCAUUUACACAACCUGGGAAAAUUCCAAAGAACUUUCCCACGUUUUGUAAAAUGACUAGCACUCUGAUUGGUUGGAUUCCAAGCCAACCAAUCAGAGUGCUCUGAGUCAAAUUGCAUGGCGUGUGAAGGCUUUACAAAGCUUUCCCCCGCCCUGUGGAGUUAAGUCUGCACCAUGCCCUCGCCGGGUGAAGAUGGAUUAAUUUUUAGCGAAAGGUGGUUUUUUUUCCGGCUGAUUAUUUUUUCUGUGCCUAGGUUUUGCGCAAGGGGUGGAGGGGGAGGGGGGGGCAAUAGGUUCCCCCUCUAUUGUUAUUUAGGGCCCCCACCCGCCGCUCAGGGGUGGGGGCCGGGGGGGUACAAUAGGUCCCCACCCCUUAUUGUUAUUUAGGGCCCCCGUCUGCCACUCAGGGGAUGGUGCUAUAGUACUUUAGCCAUCAUAGCCACUUUAAAGAGCUGAAAUUGUUAUGAUGUCAGGAGUGUUUCUUUAACAUGAACAUAUUUUGUUUCUGAGUCUGUACCUUUAAAUGGUUAGUUCUACAUUUUGUAACAGUCUGUCAGUAUUGUAGUGAUUAGUAGUGUAUUGAUCAGAAUAGUUCACAAUGUUCUGUGGACUGCUGAAGUGAAAUUCUAACAUUAAUUUGGCUAAAUGCAAAGAAUGUUCUUUUUGGCCAAACAAAAUCUUACGGAUGGCAGAAUACUUGUCAAAUUAUUGAUGAAUAAAUAUGGCCUACAUUAUUCGGCUUUGUGUGAAUGCUGUGAAAUGCUCAUACUAUCUCAUAUGUCUUGGAGGAUCUAGAAAUUCAAAUGCCCAUCUUUAGAUAUAACUUGAAUUAGAACUGCUAAAAUAUAAAACUGAUCUGCUGACCUCAAUCUAAAAAUGCUAAAACUCAAACUUAUCUUCAUUGUGUAUAUGUCAAUGGAUUAACAAUAAUGUUUAAGCAAUUACCCAGUUUAAUCAAGGUUAUCAAGGUUCCUGAUAACGGUCAUGUGGACAAACUGUAUAAUUGAUAUUUAUCACCUCUUGUAAAAAAAAAAUAAAAAAAUUAAAUUUCAUCUCCCUUAGAACAUUUACCUCUGCAGAGUAGAUUAGUUAUGUUUAUUUUUCUAACUAAAAUCCUCCCUCCUGUUAAGUGAAUGAGGGGGAGAAUUGGAGCUUAUUAAAAAUAAAUAACCCUUUGCUUUCUGAGUUAUACAAUUAUCAAGUUGUUAAUUAGUUUUUAUGGGGGUGUUGCACUUAAGGCAUUCUUUGCUAAACUCCAAGCAUCCCAUCUCACUCACAACCAGCUGUGAGAAUGCAGGAAGGCUUGGAGUGCAGACACAUUGCAUUGCCAAUGAUGCGUGUUGAUCAUCAAUUCAUGGCAUGAAAUGUGCUCUGAAAGCCACGGUAUGCCAAAAAGAUGCCCGGUAAGUGGCUGAUACUGACAGCUCCCAUCCCAGAUCAAUCCAUAACAGCAUUUACCUGAAGAUCUUAUACAUAUCUGGGAUGUGCGGAAGCUGUCACGGUAGGUAGCAGCGGUAAUAAAGACUGGCACUCUGUAUAAGCAAACUGGGUGCAUUGUCCAGCACAUUAAAAGUAGCACCUGGAUCAGGAGUUAAUUUAAACUGUAGGUUGUAUGUGGAUAUACGCUGAUACUCAGAUUUGACAUGAACUCUUUGGCGGGCCAAAAUGUUGCUCAGUCCAAAUAAUGGUUGAAUAAAACACCUGAUCUAAAAAUACCAGGUGUUGUAUCUCUUUUAUUACUUCUUUUUCUACCCAUCCUCUAGGAACAGUUUUCAGUGACUGUACCGGUAAGUCACAUGUCCUUAUGGGGUUUCAAACCUAUUUUUAUAUCAACCGCUGGUUUGUAUAAAAUUGUGUAAAAUAUGAUUGUGUAACUGACAUAAGAAACACGCUUUAAAAUAGUAUUGCAUCAUUAUAUGCAGUUGUAUUCUUGCUCAUGUAGUACUGUGCAGAAGAGAAAAUAAUGUUUGAAGCUGCUUAUUUCAGCAUUAGGUGUUUAUUUGUUCAGAAAGCACUACACAACAUUACAGGACCCCAAAAGGCACCCAGUCCACUUUUUCUCAAUUAAGUGGUCUGGGUGAAGUUGUCUUAUAGUUUUUGCUCUUCCGUUUUGUAGAAACAGCAAUGUUUACCCGACUGUCUUCCUGACCCACUAGAGCUGCUUCCUUCCCCUGGGCCCCUUUUUUUAAGACUUGAUUAUAUUAAAAAAUAGUUAUGAGGUGAUAGUUGUCCUUUAAAGUGGAAAAUUCUAGAAUAACUGCUCACAAUAUUAUCCUGUACGUCUGAUAUCAACUUCAUUAUAGCUUGGUCAGGGUGGGAAAAUAACAAAAAGCACACGUCAGUUUUGGCAAAUAUUGGAAGAUUUACAACAGGACUAAAUUGCAUGACAUGUAAUAAAAUUAUAUGACGUGGGCACUUUCCCAAAGCAAUAGUUCCAGUUUUGUAUUUGAAGGGGAUGUAAACAAAACUGGCUUAUUUUAGAAACACAAACAUGUUUAUGGUUUUAAAGUUUUUAAAUAUAGUAACAAAUCUAGAAAGAAAGUUUUUACUUAUCUUUUCUCCAGCUCCAUGACUCCCUCUGCAUUGCCGGCCUCUCUUCCACCUGUGACGUCACACAGGGUCUCUUGCAGAUGGUCUAAUGAAACUCUCCAUAUUGAGGAACAUUUGGUACUGAUGUGCAUGCACGGUAAAUGCCACGUGUGCAUCCAAAUGCUUCUCAAAGGAAAGCGUUGAAUUUAAUGUUUUCCUAUGAGCUGCAACGUCCCAUGACCAAGUUUUACUAGAUUGUUUCUCAGCAAGCACCUCUAGUGGAUGUCAGGAAGACAACCACAAGAGAUGUGUUUAACCCUGCAGCAUUGCAGUUUCUUCAAAACCUGCAAGGUUAAAACUACAGGAACAUGCAUCCAGAGCAUUUCAUUGAGAUGUUACACAUCUCUCUUUUUAGAAAAAAUAUAAAUUAUUUCUCAAAUUAAAGAGACACUCUAAACACCAAAACCUACAGCUGAAGCAAUCAGCUACCCCCUGUUAUAUGGAGUCAAAGUGUUGUUGAAUAGUUGAGCUGGGGACCACUGGACAUCACUCACAGCCUAUACUUCUAAGAGUCAGAAGUUCCUAAGCAGGGAUCGUCAGCUAAUUGCUCUUUCUAGCACAGUUUAAUUGCGCAAGAACUGGCUUCCAGUGAUUCUAGUGGCGAUGGGGGUACAGCGCUUGACAAAUACCAGGUAACAAGUGAAGCCAUUGGAAAAAUUUUGAAUUCUUACAAUGGAGGGGAGUCAAGACACUCCUGGUACCAUGAGCACUACAAAGCACUUUAGUAGUUAGGCUACUUGAAGUGUCGCUUUAAUUUGAAAAAAAUUUUUAUGGGCCUAAGGCCAAUUCACAGUGUUGUAUACUUGAAUAUUUAUGCUUAUCAUCACCUCAAGUCAGCUAUUAUUAUUAUUAUUAUUAUUAUUAUUAUUAUGUUAUUAUUUAUAUAGUGCCAAAAAAUUCUGCAGCGCUUUACAGGGGGUGGACGAACAAACAUGUAGUUGUAACCAGUCAAGUUGGACACACAGGAAGAGAGGGGUUGAGGGCCCUGCUCAACGAGCUUACAUGCUAGAUGGAGUGGAGUAAAGUAACACAAAAGGUAAGGAUAGUAUUAGACUAAUGACAGUUGCAAGAGAGGAAUCAGUCGGGAGCUAUUAACAGUUUAAUUGAUACGCUUUUAUGAAGAAGUGGGUUUUUAAUGAUUUUUUGAAGGAGUGGAGACUGGGUGAGCAUCUAAUGGAGGAGGGAAGCAAGUUCCACAGGAACAUUGCAGUCCUUGAGAAGUCUUGAAGGCGAGCAUCGGAAGUGGGAGUACGGACAGAAGAUAGACAUAAGUCUUCAGCGAUGCAUAAGGGCCUAGAUGGGACUUACUUGUGUGAUAGGUGGGAGCAGCAUUAUCUAGAGAUUUGAAAGCAAGAACCAGAAUGUUAAAUUGAGCCCUAUAUCUUACAGGAAGCCAAUGUAGGGACUGACAGAAGGGUGAGGCGUGGGAGGUGCAGGCGUACAGGAAGAAGAGCCUUGCCGCCGCAUUCAUUAUGGACUGUAACUGCGCAAGUUGGGAGCACUUAAGACCACUGAGAAGCGGAUUACGGUAGUCAAGGCGAGAAAGGACAGUGGAAUGGACCAGCACCUUAGUCGCAUCUGGCGUUAAGUAGGGUCGGAUGCGCGCAAUGUUUUUGAGAUGGAAAUGACAGGAUUUGGCGAUAGAUUGAACAUGAGGCUUGAAGGAGAGGUCGGAGUCAACGAGCCUGCGUGGUGGAGCUGAUGGUAGCACCAUUGACCUGGAGACAGACAGACACAGGAGUAUCAACACUUGAAGGAGGAAAGACCAGAAUUUCAGUUUUAAAACAAGUUGAGUUUAAGGAAGUAAUAAAUAUUAAACAUAUUGAAAGAUCUGUAUUCUGUUGUUUUAAAGAUACCCGUGCUAAAAUUCCUUGUAUGCUUGAAACAUGAUUGAUGUGAAAUUCAGUAUCUUACAAUACUUGCCACCUACAUUCACUGCCUAUUUGUUGGCCACAUAAACAGGCCACACUACCUUGUAGUUUGGUUUAUAUGUAGUGAUGACAUCAUGCAUGUUACCUUAUGUGAUGUCAUCUUCAUACAAUAUCAAGAAGUCUUGAGAGUAUGUUUUUAAAGAAAGUGACAUUUAAAAUGUAUUAUAAAGGCAUUAAAAUAUUUGUAACUAUAAAAAGAAAAUAAGCCAAUGAUUUAGGUAAAUUGGAAAAAUGGUUAGAGCUGUGGCAAAUGACAUUUAAUGUGGAUAAGUGCAGAUAAUGCAUCUUGGGUGUAAAAACCCAAAGGCAGACUAUAGAAUAUUUCAAACCCUACUAGCCUCAACAUCUGAGGAAAGGGAUUUGGGGGUAAUAAUUUCUGAUGACGUAAAAGUAGGCAGACAAUGUAAUAGAGCAGCAGGAAAUGCUAGCAGAAUGCUUGAGCGAGUGGUAUUAGCAGUAGAAAAAGAGAAGUGCUCAUGCCUUUUGUACAGAACACUGGUGAGACCUCACUUGGAGUAUUGUAUGCAGUACUCGACACUGUAUCUUCAGAAGGAUAUUGAUACUUCGGAAAGAGUUCAGAGAAGGGCUACUAAACUGGUUUGUGGAUUUCAGGAUAAAACUUACCAGGAAAGAUUAAAGGAUCUUAACAUGUAUAGCUUGGAGGAAAGACAAGACAGGGGGAUAUGAUAGAAACAUUUAAAUACAUUAAAGGAGGAGACCAUUUUUAAAAGAAGAAAAACUACCAAAACAAGAGGACAUAGUCUUAAUUUAGAGGGGCAAAGGUUUAAAAAUAAUUGUAGGAAGUUCUACUUUACAGAGAGGGUAGUGGACAGAUGGAAUAGCCUUCCAGCUGAAGUGGUAGAGGUUAACACAGUAAAGGAGUUUAAGCAUGCAUGGGAUAGGCAUAAGGCUAUCCUAACUAUAAGAUAAGGCCAGGGACUAAUGAAAGUAUUUUGAAAAUUGGGCAGACUAGAUAGGCCGAAUGGUUCUUAUCUGCCGUCACAUUCUAUGUAAGUGUAUAAUUCACGUAAAUUUUUUUAAAAAUUAACUUUGAGGCAAACUUCUGAUACUUUCUCUGGCAUCUAAAAGGACUUUUCGGGUGAGAAACAUAGAAACAUAGAAACAUAGAAUGUGACAGGAGAUAAGAACCAUUCGGCCCAUCUAGUCUGCCCAAUUUCCUAAAAACUUUCAUUAGUCCCUAGCCUUAUCUUAUAGUUAGGAUAGCCUUAUGCCUAUCCCAUACAUGCUUAAACUCCUUUACUGUGUUAACCUCUACCACUUCAGCUGGAAGGCUAUUCCAUGCAUCCACUACCCUCUCAGUAAAGUAAUACUUCCUGAUAUUAUUUUAAACCUUUGUUGGUUAGGUGUGGAGCAGACUCCUUACCCAUUCUUUGAACGUGAGAUCUAUUCCUAGUUUAAACUGCUGAGCAUUUUAACCCAAGCGGUAACUGAGUAUACUAGAAUUGCACUUAAAACUCCCAGACAUUCAUACCGUUACUUGCAGAAUUAAGUUUUGGAUUUCAUUUAUUUAGUUUGUUUUUGUGUUUAUUUUGGAUGAAUAAUCGCCUCGGUGUUGUGUGACAUUAUUUACAGAUUUGUCUUUAUUCUUUUAGGUACUCAACACUAAUUUUAGAUGUGAUAUAUAUACAUUCAUUGUGAAAUACAAAAGAAAAAACAUUGUGUAAGAUGGUAAACAUUUUAAAAUGGUUCAUCUGAUAAGCUAGUUGUUUACCAAAUAAAUUAUGAUAAAUGUAACCAGAUUACGCGAUUUAAGUAAAAUUAGCAAGACAGAAAAUAGUUUGAAUUGAGAAAUGUUCCCAUUCCACUAACGUGGGCCAAAUUCACAGUUUAAAUGAACACUUCAAGCACCGUAAUCACUACAGUUCUCUAGAUAAAUUAGGUAGAAUAAGACUGUAAGUUGGCUGUCGAUCUGCCAUUGCAAUUAAAGGAGAUUGUAAAUAUUGUCUCUCUUCUAGACAUUAGUCAUUUAUAGCCCUGUCACUUGGUAAUAAUCGCCUGCCACUAUGAGCAGUACAGUUGGUAAACACCAUGGCCUGUGCAAUAUAAAGACCAAUAGCUAAGCCACGUGAGAUUGGUAGUAAGUGGUGGACACUGUAGCUUCCAUUACAGACCAUAAAAAUAGUAUGCAUAAAAAGUGGGGGAAAAAAUCAAAUAAAAGUAACAUCCAAAACAGAAAUCUUUUCAAAUUAAAAACAAAUACAAUUAUCUGUGGCAAACUAAAGACAUUGAAUGCUUCCUUCUUCAAUGGAAGUUUAAAACAAAAACUUUGUAUGUAGAACACAGGGCAAAUAAAUAGGUUAAUUGGAAGCAGAUCUGGUUCUGUUACACAAAAGUAAAUUGAAGGAAAAGGUACAUGCGUACCUUGGACAAUUCUUUCUAAACAACCAGUCAGAAAUGAAUCUUCAAAUAAACAUCUGCAGCUCCUGGUAAGCAUCAAAUCUAUAAAGAUAAUCCAAAAGGAUAACAUUCCAACAUAAUUGUGUUAUGGGGAAUAAACGCUGCUCAAGUUAAUGUCAGUAACAUAACACGGUGCAAUUAUUGAUAAAAGGCAAUGAACAACUUUCUGAUCAAAACAAUAGAUACUCACUCUGCUGUCAUAAUUAGUUUUUUUUUAAAAAGGCCAUGAUCUAUAUUUCUCCAAAAAAAAUAAAAAAUUGUAUGUGGUCAAAAUUUAGAUUGCGGCAGCGUUCAGGAGCAGAUGCCAUUUCAUCCAGUUUCUCCUAGCAAAAUUGAUCUGUAGCCCUUAACAUGCGAACCACCCUCCAUCCAGGGACGCAACAGCAAUCUUUGUACUGGGAACCGGACCCAUGGAUACCUUUUUUAUACACUUCGGCACUAAAACCCAGCGCAGAGUGCCUCAGGCCUACCGGGCAGGAAUCCCGCAGCUGCCGCACAUUACCCCCUGGGACGGGGACGACUUUGACUCGGCCCCACAAGCAGCCUAUUUACCUACCUUGGGGCAUACCAGAAUCCACGAUGGUCCGCAAAUCCCAGAAGCCGGCUCUGGCCGCGGCUGCCUCAAACCACAAUAGCCAGAUGCUGGCCUCGACUCGGGAGACUUCACACCCCCCGGCAGGAGACUACUCCCAGCCCAGUAGUGGAGACGGCUGCGCCUGGAGCACAACCACCCACUACCCAAGUCCUGGAGCACAACCACAAGGCAGGAUAUACAUGACCUACUGGCACACUUCCAGGACAUGUUCUUUGCAGAGAUCAACCUGCUUAAAACUGAACUACAAGCAGUCACAGAACGCCUCUGAGGAGGACACUGCUGACCUGAAGCAAAGCAUGACCACUCAAAAGGAAUCAAUUCAGCACCUGCAAACUUCUCACUCUUAACUAGCUGCCAGAAUGGAUUCACUUGAAGACAAGAGCAGACAUAAGAACGUCAAAAUUUGGGUUGUGGAUGACUCCGUAGCCACUGACGAGCUACCACAUCUCAUCAGGCGACUUAUCGCAUCUAUCCUCCCAGCCAAAAACGCUAAACAGUUAGCUUAUGACGGACUCUAUCACACUGCAACAUUCUUGCAAACGCCAAAUACUGUCCCCAGGGACAUUAUACUCUGCUGCCGGUUCUAUGCGAUGAAACAAAGGCUGUUACAGGCGCUGCGGGGGAAAACCCCACUCCAGUUCGAGACUCACUCACUUACCUUCUACCGGGAUCUAAGCAAGGCCACACUCUUGUGGCGAAAAACAAUGCGCCCUAUCACGCAGCCCCUACAAACUGCUGGCCUUCCUUACAGAUGGACUAACCCAAGAGCGCUAGUAUGCUCCAAAGAUGGAAAAUCCUUCAAAGCUACUAACCCUUCGGAUGGUCUGCAAUUUCUACAGGCCCUGGGCUUUCCAAUGCCGGAUCCGGCGACACCUUUUCGACGAGUCUGGGAUGUUGACAACAUCUUACCCAAAGUAGUGGAUAGCGCUAAAUGGGUUUGUUAAAAAGUGUAACACUUAUGAUAAUAGAGAUCUUAGAAAUCAGCAGCAAUCAUUAAUUAUGUAUAAAACAAUCCAAUAUCCAGAAAAAGAUGUUGACAACAUCCCUCCUUUUAUUCCUGGAGGGGAACGGGACUCCGUAACCUGAAUAUGACGGUGCUUACAUAUCGUUGCUUGUUUAAUGAUAUGACCUAUUCCCUUUAAGUUUACAAUUGCACUUCAGAUUGCUCCGUAGGCAAUCUUGUUCUAUGCACCGAAUAACUCUUCAAUGUUAUAUUAUAAUGCUCCUGAUGCUAUUGUUUGAACGACAUCAGAGGGCCACCCACAUAUUUAGCUAACACACACUCUUACUAGACAACGAAGGGCCUACCUGAUUUAGACAUGCUUAAAUCGCCCCGCUACCUCGGGUACAAUUAAUGAACCUGGGACAUAGCUCCAUGAGCGCGUAAUUAUAGGAUGAUCUCCUAAUCCUGUUACUCCUGCUAGCCGAGUUGUCUUGCUACUCUACGCUAUGUUUAUCUUGCUCGUGUUAUAUGCAUCAGCAAUAUUAUUUCCCAGUUACUCAAAUUUGAUAUACCACAGCUUACUCUUACCUUUACACCCACACCUGCUACGCUAACACACUCUUAAUUAGCCACGAGUAGUACUGCUGGAACUUACUUAGGACCACUCGCUAGAAAAGCUUGAUAUAUAUCAGCCACUUUUGUACUCUUGCAAUCUCUCAUUUAUUUUCCCUUUAUUACAAAAAUGUGCAAAUGUGCUCUACAGUAUGCCAUACCAAUGUGAAUAUAUGUUAACAGUUGAACUGCAUGCAGAUGUUGUUGUGGCACUGCACGCUUCUAUGUAAUCGCUUUCACUUCAAAAAUAAAGAUUGACAAAAAAAUAAAGAAAAAUUCAGAUUUCAAGCCUUGGACUGGCAAAGUUUCAACCAUCACCUGUUUUUUUGUUGUUUUUUAAAAUCCAGGUAUUUGGGAGCAAUUUAACAAAAACUGUUCCGAGCACAAUCUUCACACAUAAAUCCACUUCAGCAAGUUAACGUGCUUUAGAGAUGUUGAAGUUUUGGGUUUUUUUUUUAAGUAUUUUGUUUAGCUGGAUCAACAUUUAUCAAGUAAAACAUCGAAGAAAAUGUAAUGUACUUGAUCUAAAACACUAGUUACCUCAGCUGACUUUGUGUGUGGUAAUUAUCUCAACUUGUGGUAUUGUUGAUCUCUAGAUUGUCAGUUAAUUUAUUUGGUUCACUUGAGUAAAUAUUACAUAUAUAUAAUUGAUACAUAGAAUUUGCCAUAGAAAAUAUUCCAAUUUCAACAUAAAAUUAAGCAGGACUGAAGCAGUUGUGAACGUAAAAUAUUGUGCAUUUUUCUGGACUUGGGUUAGUGAUGUUUCACACAGAAAUUUAUUACCAUGUGCGUAAUAGGAUGCAGACAAAAAAACGUCCCCUCCACAAUGGUUAACCAACAUAACAAUCUUCAUAUGACACAAUAUAUUUAUUAAUUAUACCAAAGCCAUACAUAAUACUAUUAUGCAUAUAUUCUUUAUUUAUUUAUUUCUGUCGACCAAGAUUGUGUUAGUAGAUAUCAAAAGUGAACUAUUCUGCUAUAGGCAUUCAUACAGCUCCCUAUUCAUAAAAAGGUGCAUAAUUUGUUAUGAAUAUAAAGCUACGGGUUGAAACUCCGAACUUCUUGCAUGUCAGUUUCAAAUGCUGGAUGCCACUGGAGUGCCUGGAGUGUUGCUUUUAGGAGCUUUUCAAUAAAGACUAAUUUUAUGUCAUUUUUAUUUAACUCUGUUGAUUAUAUAUGGGGCCAGAUAUUUCUUUAUCUUUUUCUGUUAGAAAAAUUGCUUAUCAAUAAAAAUGUACAGCUCUGUAUUCUAUAAAAUGUUUUGAAUUUAGUGUAUUUGGAAAAACUAUACUGAAACAAUGGUGCAAACCCUACUCGUCACACUGCCCUCAAAUGUCCUCUGAUGAUACAGAGAAUGCUUGGAAGUCUUGUAGUGGGAGAUUACCACAGUAUAUGUUGGUGCAAAUUCCUUGAGCUCAAACAUUGUGAAUAACUCCAUAUUAUCACUAUGCUGCAACCACUGAAAGCCAUUAGCUGAUAGGGUGUAGGCAGGUAUAGUCAGGCACUAUUGAAGGAAGCCCUUGGAAGUCCUUCACCUUGUGGUGUAAAGAUAAAUACACAUUAUUUACUCAGCAGAGAAUGUUAGUGAGGUCUAUUAUAUAGAGCUAAUACAAUAAGAUAACAAGCGUGUUGGAGAAUGGAUCUACUGAUUACUGAAAACUUAAUAAAUGUAGUGCAACUCAACAACUAAAAAUGUUGUCACAUUAGAUGCCUAAUGUAUGGAUUUCAUGUUUUUACAAAUGCCAUCAGGUGCCUUACUAAUAACCAGACACAGGAUGGUAUACUGUUGUAUUUAUGUAUUUUGUCCCACUUACUGCAAGGCAAUGGUAGUUUAAUAUUGCAGACCCUUUCAGAAAUAAUACAAGAAAGGGGAUAGCAUGUAAACUUGAAACAAUUGUUAACAUUUAAAAAAGAUGGCAAACAAAUUUAAAAAAAUAGAAUGUAAUAUGUAAUGGUCCAAGAGUAAUUAAAGAUAAAUACUCUUUGAGCCUAUUUAUCUGAUUACACAAUAAUUUGCUGAGAUAUAUAUAAAACACAAAUGGGCUGCACUCACGGUCUUUCUUAGUAGAGUUUUCUUUAUUCCAACAUAUAGAUGUAGAUCAAUGUUUCAGUCCUCUUAGGGGCUUUCUUAAGGAUCAGAUAACAAUAAUGUGUGUUAUUUGAUCCUGAAGAAAGUGUGUGUUAUUUGAUCCUGAAGAAAGUUCCUAAGAGGACUGAAACGUUAAUCCUGUGCCUCCUUUCACUAUUAGAGGGGAGAUACUGUAGGAAUUUAAUCUAUAAACAGUGUGUAUUUGUAGCCAGAGAUGAUAGCCAAGUGUAUACCCACUUUUUAGAUAGCUCUGAAGAUAGUUGAUAGCUGUUAUCUUUGAGACUUAUGCAGUUGGUAUAUAUAUAUUGUAGUCACAGAAGAGAGAAAAUGGUUCAGGCACUACCAAGGUAUAGAUAGGCAAAUUUAUUGGAACUAAAGUGUCCAGCUGCAACGUUUGGACCAAAUCAGUCUAUUUCAAAUAGUGGUUUAGAGCAAACAUUGGCACACCUGCAUGCCCCAGUAUAGUAAUAGCAGAGUGCAUUGUGGGAGCAUGUGUAUGUAUAUAUGUACUUAACUCUAUGCACCAUCCCAAUAGUAAGAUAUUUCAUAUCUAUUAACCUAGUACAGUGUACAGAUUUCUUUUUAUAAUUUAUGGAAGAGGCUUGUCCUCAGUACUUUAUGUUGCUUUUUGGUCAACUUUAAAAGCCAAUACAACAGGGUCCUACCAAACUGUCAGUGCUGGAUAUUAGUAAUUGUAGGAACCAGUAGUAAUAGAUUCACAUGUUCCUUCAUCCAGUUAAACCGGUAGAGCCUUAUUGCAUUAUUGUGUUAUAGUGAAAAUGACAUUUUAUAUUGUCUUUCCACAAUUUGCAGUUGUGUACUGUUCCUGUUCCUUUGUUUCCAUGUGGGAAAUGCAAUAGUAAAAUAAAAUACCUGCACCUGGAUUUGAAUCUCACCUGGUGACUAUUGUUAUGCGUUGAUAGCAUGUACAAAUAGACGCAUUCAUUCUAAGGUCAAACAAAAGUUGAAAGUAAACAGUUUCACACAUUUUAAAGUGCUAAGCCAAGAUGAAAUAAUAGUCAGAAAAGCCCUUAUAAUUCGCACAGAACUCUCAAAGCACAGUUUGCUACAUUAAACAUAAUCCAACAUUAACCCUUUAAUAACCAAUAAUGGGUCAGGUAAAUCACAAACCUUCCUUGGGGGGAGGGUUACUUCAAAUAUAGGGUUGCUAAAGUCCAGAAACUGUGACAAUGGUCAGGCCGAUUAACCCAACAAAAUGCUAAUUUUGAAAACUGAAGUUAGCAUAUAACUAAUUUCUUCUGGCAUAUAUUUAAAAAAAAAGACAAUCCUAUGGUGGCAUUGUUACUUGGGGCAGAACUGAAAAUAAAUAGUUUUGCCAUGAAAAAAAGUAUUACCUGCCAUUUUGACAGAGAUUGAUCAUAAAAUGGAGGAAUGGAAAUUGUAAAAAAAAAAAUCCUUGUUAAAUAACCUGAGGUGUCGUCUUUUAUAAACUGUAUAAUUUUGGUUGCUCCUGUUGGGUUCCAUAGCCACCAUCAAUCUAAUCUUACAGGCCAGGCAUUGGAGGUAACUCCCAAGAGCUGGUUAAAUAAAUUAAAGUGACACCAUAGGCACCUACAUAACUUUUAUGAACUAUAUGUUUUGGAUGAAAUCAGUUUUUGCAUGCUCAAUUUUGUAUUAAAAAAAGCACAAUAAGGGUUUUUGCUAACUACUUUUAAACUAUAAAGCUGAUAACUGAACUAUAACUUCCAGAAACCCAUGCAAUGCCCAUAAAUCUUUGCUGGGCAGAAAUUUGUGAGAGAAACUCAGCAUAUCCUAAGCUGAUCAUUUCCUUGUCUAGACAGGCUAAAUGCUUGAAACAUAAAGCUUGUGAAUUUGAAGCAAAUUCAAAUGUUACUAUAACAUUUUUAGCUUCAUAAUUUUAGAUUACAAUUCACUUUCAAUUUCCAGCAGUCCACACUUUAGUCAACAACCAUGUGUAUAUUCCUUAAAGGGACACAGCAGACCCCUAAAGCAUGUUAGCUUGCUGAAAAGCCUUAUGUGUGCAGAAUGUGUCCCAUUUUUUUAUUUUGGAAAAAGUGCAGAAUUCAAUAUAAAUUGACACUUUUAUAAAGUAACCUGGUUACACCCCCUAGCUUUCAAUCGGAAAACCACUCCUAUUACUUCCUGGUUUAGUUAGCUCAGUGGAGCUAAACUCAAGAGGCAGCAUUGAUCCGAGCACCCGCCUUGCAAAGACUUCUCAUUGAACUGCAUUGGGAUGUCUGUGAUUGCACAGACACAGAAAGUCUGGGUAAGGUUAGAAGAGGAGGGCUUGCAAAGGCAGCAGACAAGAGAUCUGCCGUUUUUGAAAUUUGUUUUUAGAUUGCAUAACUCCUGUGAUAAAAUGCUCAAUUAAAUGCUGGCAUUUUUUUUUAAUUUUGUGGUAUGUCUACUAAACAGUGAUUUUUAUUUAUUUUGUAUCUGGGCAGUGGAGUGCCCCUUAUACACUCCCUUCUUAUACAGUAGAACCCAAGCCUACCAAGUUUUUGUGCAUAAAUAUGAAUGUAUUCCCACAUGGAAAAUUACUGUAGGACCAUAAACAUUUGCCUCUCCCAUUGCAAGUACACAACAUGCAUUAGAGUGAGUUUUCUGUGUCUCUAGGUUCAGUCAUGUAAAAUGAAUUGGGUAGACAGAAACAACUGAACUAUAGCCAAGUAACUACAUUGCAAUAACAACUUACUUAGGCUAGAGCUUUGGACUUUGAAGGGCUGGUGUAUGACAAUACACCUCCUUAUAUGACAACGACACACACAGACUAGUGGCAUUGUUUUCAGAAGUUCUUCAAAGCAGACCACUACAAAAAAAAUGGAAGAAGAGAAUAAGAGCAUACAACUUAUACCUGGUGGGUAAAGGUGGUGACCAGUGCCACUAAACAAGUAUUGCUUGCAUAGUGUAAUAUAAACAAAUAAGCACCGGGAUAAUUUUUUUCUAGUGAGUCAUUUCAGAAUGAGAUCACUAGGUGUCUACAGUACUGUGUAGCUUGGAGACAAGGUAAAAUCUCUCAAAUUAGAUCUACAGCUGUACUAUAUUUAUACCAAGGAUGCAAGGAUACUGGAGCUGUGAGCAACACUACUAUGAUAGCAUAGUUGAAAGUAUGAAAAACAUUGAGCAAUGUAUUUUUAGAUAAAAUAAUUUCUUUAAUAAAUUGUUUAUUUGUAAUACAGACAUCUGUCAGCUGGGCAGAUACCUUUUUUCCUGGUACGAAUAACAUUAACUCAAGCAGGGUCCUCAUCAACCUACUGUUCCUGUAACAUUUUGCAAUUGUCUAAUUUAUCGUUAAAUUACCCCCUUUAUAAUGUUGUAAAGUGCUGCAGAAUAGGUUGUCGCUAUAUUAAUGCAAAUAACUAAUACACCUAGAUAUUCAGUGGACUUGUCCUCAUGUUUUGUCCUUCUAGAAAGGAAAUAUGUCAUAAGCAACCAGCCUUUGGGAUCUGUUCUUUUUUCAGCUGCACUGUGUUGACUGUUCUUCCUCUACACCAAUUUUCAAAUCUGUUAGAUAAUCUGGCAUUGCUGUAAGGUCCCCAAUAACAGGGAUUUUUAAUUAUGCUUUGUUUAUUUUGCAAGUGUCCUAGACCAGGGUUUCCCAAUUAAUUUUUCCCGUGGAACCCUUUGACAUAGUGUAUCAACAUCAUUGAACCCCCCGAAAGAAAAAAAAAUUCAAUUGCGCUGUUUUUUUGUUUGUUUUUUUAAAUGUGCCGGUGUGUGUAUAUCUGUGCUUGUAUGUGCCAGUUGUAUAUCUGACACACAGAUAAACACACAGUGUAUGUGUGUGUGUGUGUGUGUGUGUGUUUGUAUGUGCCAGUGUGUAUGAAUCUGAUACACAGAUACACACACUGGCAGAUACUGGCACACAGAUACACACACUGACAGAUAAACACACCUUGACACACAGUGUGUAACUGUGUGUGUUUUUUUGUGUAUGUAUGUAUGUAUCUAUCUAUCUGUGUGUCAUAGUGUGUGUAUUUGUGUUGUAUGUGCCAGUGUGUAUGAAUCUGACACACAGAUACACACUGGCAGAUAGUGGCACACAGAUGCACACACUGACACAGAUACACACACCUUGACACACAGUGUGUAUCUGUGUGUGUUUGUAAGUAUGUAUGUAUGUAUAUGUGUGUCAAGGUGUGUGCGUCUGUUUCAAAGUAUGUUUAUCUGUGUUUGUAUGUGUCUCUGUAUCAAGGUGUGUGUAUCUGUGUUUGUAUGGGCCAGUGUGUAUGAAUCUGACACACAGAUACACACAGUGGCACAAAUAUACACACACCUUAACACACUGUGUGUUAAGGUGUGUGUAUCUGUGUUUGUAUGUGCCAGUGUGUAUGAAUCUGACAGACAGAUACACACACACACACACACACACACAGGGAGAUAGUGGCACACAGAUACACACACCUUAACACACGGUGUGUAUCUGUGUGUCGAGGUGUGUGUAUCUGUGUUUGUAAGUGCCAGUGUGUAUGAAUCUGACAGACAGAUACACACACUGGCAGAUAGUGGCACACAGAUACACACACCUUAACACACUGUGUGUAUCUGUGUGUCAAGGUGUGUGUAUCUGUGUUUGCAUGUGCCGGUGUGUGUCAAGGUGUGUAUAUCUGUGUUUGUAUGCGCCAGUGUGUGUAUCUCUGUGUCAGUGUGUAUAUGUAUCUGACACACAAAUACACGCACACUGGCACACAGAUACACUGACACACAGAUACACACACCUUGACUCACAAAUACACAUACACACUCAGAUACACACAGUGACAUACACACACUUGCACCCACAGAUACACAGUGACACACUCAGAUACACACACAGGCACAUACAAACACACUGAUACAUACUGGCACAUACACACACACUUAGAUGCACACAGUUACACAUACAGAAACCUUGACACAGAUACACACACUGACACACACACACUCUUUGACAGACACACAUACACUCUCACUGACAAACACACACUCUUUUACAGACAAACAUACAAACACAUAUACACUUUCAUUGACAAGAACAGAUACAUUCUCACUGCCAAACACAUACACUCACUGACAAGCACACAUUCACUCUCACUGACAAACACACAAACACAUACAAACUUCCUAACAGACACACAUACAAUUUUUUAUUUUUUUUACAUUUUACUCCACCCAGCCCCCCUACCUUUAGGAGUGAUGGCCUGGGGUCCAGUGGGGCUGCUGGCAUGAGGUCCUUGUGGUCCAGUGGGGAUGGCUGCAGCUUGGCGUGCGGCGAGGGACAGACAGGUGAGCAGUGGAGGUGGGUGGUGAUGCUGGAGCCGGAGUGACGUCAUAUUCCGGCUCCGGCAUCACUGCUGUGCGCAUGAGGGAGCUGAGCAGGGAGAUCAGAGCUCACUGCUACCUCGCCGCCCACGGCCAUUUUUUUCCCAAAUUUUUCGGCUGAAUCCCAAUUAGUGUUCCACGGAACCCUAGGGUUCCGCCGAACACCAAUUGGGAAACGCUGUCCUAGACAAUUAUUGAAAAUUGUAGAAAUCAUAGUGUAUUCUUUAUAGAAUAUCUUCUACAGUACAUAAAUAUACACUUGCAUGUUUACAACUUUUUCUCAUUAUUUGUGAGUUUUACAUAAAGGUAUACUGAUAAAUUAAAUAUGUGGGUUGCUUUCCAAACUAGCCCAUUUUGUCUACAUUUCUCUAUUCAGAUUCCAGUCCAUUACAAUUGUAGUAAUAGUAUUAGUCCCGGUCUUUUUAAAGGGACACUAUAGUCACCCAGACCCCUUCAGCUCAAUGAAGUGGUCUGGAUGCCAGGUUCCCCAGGUUUUAACCUUUCAGAUGUAAACAUAGCAGUUUCAGAGUUUUAAAAUAGCAGGGUUAAUCCAACCUCUAGUGGCUGUCUUCGUGAAAGCCGCUAGAGGCGCUUCUGGGACGCUUGAUGCGAAAUUUGCAUCCAGCGUGCAGAACGUCCAUAGGAAAGCAUUGAAAAAUGCUUUCCUAUGGACUGUUAGAAUGCGCGUACGGCUCUUGCCACUGUGUUUAUUUCCAUGCCUUUAUCAACCAACUGUCCAUUCAUAACUCCAGUACCCACCCUGUUUCUAGUGGCUUCUCUCCCUUCCUCUAACUCUAGUGAAUGUUGUAUUCUACUUUUUACAGUAGGUCACUUUGACAGGAAGCAAGGGAUAUGAAGCUGUAUCCCCCUGUCUUUCACAAUUGGCUUCCGAAGUAUUGAAGAGAACUACUACAAAAAACAAGUUAGUCUCUGCAAUGCCACGCUACAGAUGGGGCAGGAGGAAUUAAUUGUGUAAGUUCGCUAGUAUCACAAAGGCUGAUGUAAUUAUCACAAUUCCUCCCCUCAUUUAACAGUAUUAAAAGGACACUAGAGUCACCCAUUCACCUUCAUCUCAAUUAAGUGGGCUGGGUGCAGUGGCAUUGUCCUUUUAGCCAUGUAAAGUAAAGCAUUCAGUUUUUUUAACAAACAGCCACUGGAAGCACUUCCACUGCACUGAUCAAGCAAAACUCGAUCACAUGACACAGAGACCCCAAAUUAAAGCAUUGAUUUAAUGUUCUCCUAUAGGAAAUUUGAAUGUGUACACGGAGGCUCAAUGGUGAAAAAAUGUGUAAAACUUAGAUUUCUUAGUCAUGGCAAAAUGGACAGGAGUGCACCUUUGUAGAUCUAGGGACAGUGACAGCAUAGCUUUAGGAAUACAGGUUUAUUUGCAGCUGGUCCUGAGUCCAUGAGCAUAGUGGACUACCUGGCAAAUUUUCCUGGUUUGACUAAAAGCCAGUCUGGACCUUUAUAUUAUUUAUUUAUUAUUUAUUUAUUUAUAAAAUAUUUUACCAGGAAAGAUACAUUGAGAUUUCUCUCGUUUUCAAGUAUGUCCUGGGUCCACAAAUCAUUGCAUUGUUACAUUAGGUACAACAAAAUACAAAAACAAUAUUAAUACACAAUAUAUACAAAAUUAAAAUUUAACAUAGAACAGGCAGGAAAUAUAUAAUCAACCAUGACACGUGCAUUCUGUUUUGAGGUAUGUAGAGAGGGAUCUCUUAAAUGACUUUAGUCUUAGGGAAGAUUUUAAAUUGUGCGGGAGGUCGUUCCACAAUUGCGGUGCUCUGUAGGAGAAGGAGGAUCGGGCCGCUUUCUUUUUGUAUUGAGGUAGACUAAGUAAAGUGCUUGUACUGGAUCGGAGCUUAUAGAAAGUGGGAACAGCUGGGGAAAGCAUUUUGUUCAGGUAGGGUAGGAGUUUCCCAGAAAAGCUCUUAAAAACAAGGCUGGAAAGAUGAAGGGUGCGUCUGGAUUCCAGCGAUAGCCAGUUUAGUUCCUUUAGCAUGUCACAAUGAUGGGUCCUGUAAUUACAUUGUAGCACAAAUCGGCAGAACGAGUUAUACAAUGUGUUGAAUUUAUUAAUGUGGGAUUGCGAUGCAGACGCAUAUACUACAUCCCCAUAAUCAAUGAUUGGCAUCAGCAUUUGCUGUACAAUCUUUUCCUUUACUGUAGGGCUUAGGCAGGCAUUGUUUCUGUACAGGGUACCUAAUUUUGGAUAAAGUUUAGAUGCAAGCUUUUCUAUGUGUAGGCCAAAAGAUAGAUUGGGGUCUAAUAUCAUACCCAAGUAUUUGAAAGAGUGGACUGCAGUCAGUGUGCCAUUUUAAUUUGUUUUGAUGGAUAGGUAGGAAUUGUGUAAUUUAAGUACUGUUCCAAAGAUCAUUGUGACAGUUUUGUCAGUGUUCAGGAAGAGUUUGUUUUUUGCGAUCCACUUUUCUACCUCUGUAAACUGGUCUUGGAGCAAAGCCUCAAGUUGCGGUAGAUUGGAUUUGCUCGCAUAGAUUACAGUGUCAUCUGCGUACAUGUGUACAUUUGAGGAUUGGCAGACAUUAGGCAGAUCAUUUAUAAAUAAUGUAAAUAGUAGAGGGCCGAGAAUGGAACCCUGGGGAACACCACACGUGACUGGGAGAGGGAGGGAGUCACUGUCAGAAAUGGACACAUAUUGCGAGCGAUCCGAUACAUACGAUCGAAACCAGUUUAGAGAAUGAUCACCAAUACCUGAGUUUUUGAGUUUGUGCAGUAGAAUGUCGUGGUCUACUGUGUCAAAGGCCUUAGCAAAAUCAAGGAAAAUAGCUCCAGUUAGGGCUCCUUGUUCCAUGCCAGUUUGGAUGUCAUUGCAAACUUUUAGGAGGGCAUAUUGUGUGUUCGUGUGUGUGUGUUUGUGUGUGUGCACAUCAAAAUAAAACAUGAAUAAAAUGAUUAAUCGGAAAUUCUUAUUAACAUCUUGGUAUGGUUCUGUAAUUUUAUUUAUUAUUUAUCUAUUGAAAUAAGUCAUGUUUAAUUUAAAGAAAUCAUACAGAACCCGUUUAGCUCUUUUAAUUAAUACUGCCUGAUAGCAUCAUAUAGUCAUAUGCUACUAAUGUUAACAACAACAACCUGUUUAUUUUUCAGGAUAGUUUCCUCCCUACAAGGAAUUCUUGCUGCUACAUCUGGGAUUAUCAUAAUUACAUCUUGCAAAGAUGUGAAAUUUGACAGGUAUGCACAAAUAACCUUUACUUGAUAUGCUUGUAAUAAUCAGAAACUAAGCUGAUCCACUGAGCCCAGAAAUAUUUUCUAAUAUUAACUAACCAUAGGGGGUUUAAGUGGUUCAGUAAGUCACUUUUAAUUGCUUUUUUUACUGGGUUGCAUUUUUUCAUUAUUCAAUACAAUAUGUGGCAUCAGUAAUGCCUAAUCAACAGUCCCUACAAAUAGACAUAUCCAUGCUAUGUGGCAUUUUUUUGGUUAUGUGGCUUAACUUGUAUAUAAGUCAUGAUUACAUAGUUACAUAGCUGAAAAGAGACUUGCGUCCGGCCUUCCAUCACAUUUGUUUUUUGCUGUUGAUCCAAAAGAAGGCAAAAUAAAACCCAAUUGAAAGCAUUUCCAAUUUUGCAACAAACUAUGAAAAAAAAUAGUUCUUGACCCCAGAAUGGCAGUCAGAUUAAUCCUAGGAUCAAGAAACUAUUACCCUGCAUUGAAAAAUUAUAUCCUUGAAUAUUCUGUUUUUGCAAGUAUGCAUCUAGUUGCUGUUUAAACAUCUGUAUGGACUCUGAUAAAACCACUUCUUCAGGCAGAGAAUUCCACAUCCUUAUUGUUCUUACAGUAAAAAAAUACUUUUAUUUGCCUUAGACGAAAUCGUGUUUCUUCCAGACUAAAUGCAUGACCUUGUGUCCUAUGUAAAGUCCGGUUUGUGAAUAGAUUUCCACACAAUGGUUUGUAUUUGCCCCAGAUAUAUUUGUAUAAUGUUAUCAUAUCCCCUCUGAGGCGACAUUUUUCUAAACUAAAGAGGUUUAAAUUUGUUAACCUUUUUUUAUAGCUGAUAUGUUCCAUUCCUUUUAUUAAUUUUGUAACCGUCUCUGCACUUUUUCUGGUGCCAUAAUAUCCUUCUUUAGAACAGGUACCCAAAAUUGCACAGCAUAUUCAAGAUGUGGUCUUACCAGUGAUUUAUAAAGAGGUAAAAUUAUAUUAUAAUCCUGAGAAUUAAUGCCCUUUUUCAUGCAUGACAAUACCUUACUAGCCUUAGCCACUGCUGAUUGACAUUGCACAUUGUUGCAUCAUUUGUUGUCUACAACAAUUCCCAAGAGUGCCCAAGAUCUAAUGUUGCCUGGGGGUCCAGAAAGCUGUCAGAUAGUGAUGUCCCGAACGGUUUGCCGCGGACGGCGAACAUAUGCGGUAAACUUUGACCCUGUACCUCACAGUCAGCAGACACAUUCCAGCCAAUCAGCAGCAGACCCUCCCUCCCAGAUCCUCCCACCUCCUGGACAGCUCAAUAAGAAUGCAGCUUCACAGUGAAUGUAAAAUGGAUGCUGUCCAGGAGGUGGGAGGUUCUGGGAGGGAGGGUCUGCUGCUGAUUGGCUGGAAUAUGUCUGCUGACUGUGAGGUACAGAGUCAAAGUUUACCGCAUAUGUUCGCCGUCCGUGGCGAACCAUUCGGCGAACCGUUCGGGACAUCACUACUGUCAGAUUGUCCCUGUCAGGAGGCAUUUAAUAUAUGGUGCCUCCUGUUCCCUCUCAGCUUCAGCAGCCUGUGGAAGUUUGACAGGCCUGACUGUUGCAUUGUUUCCAAACUUACAUGCAGCUCAAAGGGGUAAAACUGCGGCCAGGCUCACUGGGCCUUGCAGAUGAAACUGGUGAUCUCAGGAGGGGUGGUGGGUCAAGGCAUACUUCCAUUCAGCAGUGGCUAAGCUGGCUGCAGUAGUCUCCUAUCAGUGCUGAAAGAUUUUGUACUAAUUUCCAGGGGGUAGGUAGCUUCCCAGGAGGUAUUGGCCACAAUUGUUGGUGCUAAGCUAUAAUGUGCAUGAGUAGGCAUAAUCAGGGUCGGACUGGAAAAAAAUUUCAGCCUGGGCAUUUUUUAAUCACAUCGGCCCUCUGAGAAAGGAGCGGAGCCAGAAAGAGGGUGUUUUGUCAUCACUAUUGUUAUGCUAUUUCAAUGCUCUUCCAGGGCAGCCCAUGCACAGGGCCCUGCUCUUGCAUGAGAAAAAAAAAACAGUAUUUGUUCUGCGCAGCACAAGCAAAUUUAUUAACAUGCUUGCGCUGUGUUUGCUUGUGACUUGUCUCGCGUGUCUCCAUAAGUGGUAUACCAGAGCAGAAAAGUUCUAGGAAAGUGUAUUGUGUAUGUGUUUGGAGCCUGCUUGUGGGAUUGUGUUAAUGUAGAGUGAGCUGACUAAGUUUUUUCCUACUGGGAAACAGAUCUAGGAAAACUACAUGGGAUAUUUAGCAGGAGCUUUGAAAGUCUGAGUUUUAUUUUAUGGUCUGUAAAUAAUGUAUUUAUUGUAGACCCUAAUCAAGCUCAUGAAAGUGGUAAUAUACCGUAUAUAUUUGUGCUUUUGCGCUCUCACCUAUUAUUUGAUUAUUUGUCAAGUAAGAGCUUGUGCUUGGAAGAAGUACUAAAAACAAAAUAUACUAGGUAUACAAAAAUAUAAAAUAAAUGCAGUUAAAAGUCCAAAUAAUAGCCCAAAGGGGAGGACUCAUACAAUUUACUAAACAUUUAAAAAGCAGAAGAUUCCUGAGGCUACACUACAGCUGACUGAGGAAGCUCACAGACAAGUGAAACGCGUUUUGGCUGACUUUGGACUUUUAACUGCAUUUAUUUUAUAUUUUUGUAUACCUAGUAUAUUUUGGUUUUAUUUGGAAAUAAUACAUUUUAUCAGUUAUUCCAUCAAGUCCUUAAGUAUCCAGGAACUUUAUUGGGGAGUGCCAUCCCAAGAAAUUGGCACACUUCUGAUCACCCUUAGAGCCAGGUACGUAAGGCUCUUAACAAGGUGAGCAUAAUACUUACCAUCAUCAUAAUAAUUGCAAUUUUGCACAGUGCUACACAUCUGGUCUAUUUCUUCUUUUUGUGUCUUUGGAUGAUCAUUACUGAGGAAGUGGUGUGUUGCUGCCCAAAGAGCAAAAAGGCUUAUUUUAUGGAGCCAAUACUACAUAGGCUCCAGUCCAUGUGAGUGGUUCUAGUUAUUCACUCAUCACUGCUGUUUUCUUCUCUUUAUAUGUGUCCCCAAGUACAUAUUCCCAAGUGUGUUAUUGCAUUAAUGGAGUAAGUGGACCCCUCCACUAUUUUAUAUUUAUAUAGCGCUCCAUUAGUUGGUUUAUAUUUUAUACCAUAUUUCAUACCCCAACUUACAGGAAAUGGCAAAUCCCACAAACAGAGGUACUAGAUAGACGUAUUACCGGGCCUUAGAGUGGCUAGACCUAUCGAAAAAGAUAAAGACGAAGUCAAUAAUAGCCACGGUCAGGAAUACAGAAAUACGGAUAAACGGAAUAACAUGCUGGGUCAGGAUACCAGAAAUACUCAAGGUCAAAAACAAGCCGGGUAAGGGUACCAAAAUUACAAAAAGUCAAAUACAAGCCAAGGUCUAUAUCAAAAUAUAUAUCAAGAGAGACUUACUAUAAGCACUAACAUGUAUCAAGGCACAAACCACGACAGGGAAAUGAAAAAGGGCCAAAAUGAACUUUAUAAGGCUAACAUACUUUCUGUUUGGUCCAAGUCAUGCAGACCGGAACAGGCCAUACACGUACUAUCCAUUAGUUUGCCUGGGAACUUCUCCUCCUCCUGGUUUGCGUGGGAUGAAUGUUUUAAGGCCCUAUGUUCUUUCGGACAUUACCUGCUGUUUUAUCCAUGUCCUUUUAUAAUUCAAAUCGCGCAAAUUACGCUCGACUUUAAAGUGACUAUGUUAUAUUCUAUUAAUUUAGAGUCGCAAAGAUGACGUGGUCACUUUAAAGUCGGAUGUGACGUUGCGCUAUUUGAAUUUUAAAAGGACGUAGAUAAAACAGUGGGUAGUGUCCAAAGAACUUAGAGCCUUAGUAGGAAGAACGGUUCCCAGGCAAACUAAUGAUUAGUAUGUGUAUGGCCUGUUCUGGCCCGCGAUACCUGAGGAGGGUAGGAGCAAAGCCGUGCGAAACGUUAAGCUUGAGUGAAUCAUCAAGAGGAGCAGCGUGGGCACCUGGAUCAGGUAAGUUUGUUACACUUUGUAAUUAGAGGAAGUUCAGUAUAAAAUACCAACUUGAUGAGCGUUUGAUCUCUGCGAAAGAGGAAGCCCAGUAACAAUUACUAAUUUGAUGAGCACAUGACCUCUAGGAUUGAAGAAGCUUGGUAAUUAAGUUCAUUAAACUUGGUUCCUGCAAAUGAACAAUACAUGGUCACUAUGGAAGAGGAAUCUUGGCAACAGCAACUUAUGAGUGCAUGACCUCUGUGUUGAGGCUAAACCAAUUGAUGAGUGUGUGACCUCUGCGACAAAGAAAGCUCAAUAACAAAUACCAAUUUGAUAAGUGAGUGACCACUGUGAUAGUGGACGCUCAGUAACCUAAUACUGGUUUCAUAUGACCUCUGUUAUAGAGGAAGCUCAGUAACAAGUUUCAUAAGCAUGUAACCUUUGUAAUUAGAGCAAGUUCAGUAUAAAAUAUCAAUUUGAUGAGCGUGUGACCUCUGCAAUAGAGGAAGCCAAGUAAAAAUGACCAAUUGACCACUAGGAUCGAAAAAGCUUGGUAACUAAGUCAAUGUGAUAAGCUUGCGAUAGAGGAAGCUUAGUAACUAAGCAUCAAUUGAUGAACACAUUGCCUCUGCGAUAAAGGAAGUUUGAUGCUUUGGUCAAUUUUGACCAUGAGACUUUGGUAAAAGGAUGUAUGCAAACUAUGGCAAAUUCUGACAUGUCACCUCUAUGAUAGAGAAAACUUAAUGACUCGGCCAGUUCCAAACACGUGACAUCAAUGAUUGAUGAGGCUCAGUGACCAAAGAGUCAUCUAUAGUAUACACUAUCCUUCUAUGUAUAAUAAAAAUUCUUCUAAGUUAUCAAACAAAAGUGAUGCUAGAAUGCAGCUUAAAAACUUGUACACAUGUCAAUAUACAACUAUACCUGCCCAAUAUGUUAGUGGAGAAAACACAAUUCCUACCAAAUUCAGUGAGAUCGUCUAAGCUAGCAAAACACAGAUAUCUCUGUUACAAUCAUAGUAAACUAUACUUACCGAAAUUAAAUAGAGAAUAUGGAUACCAUGGAAUGGACAAGACCAAAAGUUAAUGCCUAAUCUGAAUACUCACUCAACUCAUGAAAUAAAUUAUUUACAGCAAAGAAAACAUACUAAAAUGUAGCUUGCUUAGAAAUAAUUCCUGAAAGUGGAAACACGCAAAAGUGAGAACUACUGAGGGGCAGAGCUAGCUGCAGACCAGAGCAGACACAUCCCAAAGAGCUCCAAGCUAAAUCCUGCAAAAUACCAGAUUUUUGGGCGGAAUUUGGGUACUUACCUUCUCACUACUUAGCUUCCCACAGACUGCAGCACUAAGUAGUCAAGAUGGGCAGGAAAAAUAAAAAACCUAGGGCGGAUAAAGCACCUAACAGCCGAGACAUUGAUGAACUUCUAUGAAACUCACAGAGGGCUGCGUGGGAGAAAAUGGCGCUGGGGGAUGAGGGCUCCUCUUAUAUGUCUGAAAUAAAUCUCAGAGAGAGGGAGAGCUUCGCUUGGCCCACCAUCUCUGAACAAGACCAAGACACCCUGGCCGAAAAACCAGUCAAUGCAUGCUUGCUAAAAAGUAUGUAUGGCGGCAGACCUGGUCUACUUGAAGGACGCCAUUAAAGGUCCCACCACGAGGCUUACCCUUCUAAAGGUUUCGGCAAGCAUCUAAGAAACUCGACUAACCACAUUGAAACUGAAAUGUGUAGACCUCGAAAAUCAGCAACUCAGUACAGCCAAGAAAUUGGAGACCCUGGAGAACCAAAGUCGAAGACACAACCUGAAAAUCUGUGGAGUCUCUGACAUCAUAGUCCUCUCUGAUCUCCCACACUUCAUCAGGAGUUUCCUUUUAUUACUUUUUCAUCUUAUGAAUGCUGUUUGAUGUGUUUUGUGUAGAUUUACACCUCUCAUUUACUGCUCAUCGUUAUAUUACUUGUUAGUGAUGCACAUUUAUGGAUCCACACAUCUUGCAGUCACCUGCUUAAAGUACCUCAUAAUAAUAGCUUGCUACAAUAUCCCCACCACCACCUCUAGAAACAACAAAAGUGAUAUGUGUUUGUGCGGUAUAAGUCCCUGGAGGGCGCUGCCUCAUGGAGCACAUAAGCCCCAGUGAGUUUAUAUUUUCUGAGCUAUUCUAAUGUGCCCUGGAGGGUUUGUAACUUCGUUACUUCUUUAUUGUGAUCUAUUGUUUUUAACUUGCAAAUAACCUAAUUAUGCAUGUUUUCAAUAUAAAGCUAAUUCUUGUGUUUUGCCUGUCAUAUGUCAGGUCUGUUUGGCAAUAGCCCACUCACUGUCUUACUCUCAUGUGAAAUGAAAUAAAUAAAGAAUUUAAAAAAAAUAAUUUUUAAAGUGAGAACUACCAAAUGUCUACCAUCACAGCUGAUUGAAUGCAUACUUUUCCAGAACUACCGACGAUAACUGCCUUUCCCAAAAUAGCAAACAAAUGGGAAUGCAUACUGCAAAGUCACUACAUGGCAUCUAAGUGCUACUAACUGCCCAACUCCCAAUGCGUGCAAUAAAAGGGCUACUGAAUUGUGGAAAUAUAGCCACAAUAUUUAACUGCUAAUACACACUUCAAAGAAUCUGCUAAUAUCCAAAGGCAAACACCCUUAAACUAUGUCCUUCUGCGGUUUAAAAAAAAAAAAAAAAGUAUAACCGUGCAGCAAGGUACCACUAAUGCUCUCCAGAACACGUACACAUAAAAAGGAAAUUCUGUGUUGUCCACCCUUCUCCCCCUCCCCUCCAAAAAAAGUAAGUAUAUACCAUAAAAGGAAAGAAAUAUUCCUGUUCCUACAGCCCAAAUAUUCCUACAGCUCAAAUGGUAUGACUAGCACAAUUGCUUGACUAAUUAAAUUAAUUUCUCUACGGUGUAUUGUUUCUGUUACCUAGUGAAAUUAAUUAUGUACAGUAUAUAGUGAACAGUAUCAUGUUGGCACCCAGGGAAUCAUCAUUUGUAUAAUUAAUAUGUCUUAAUGACCUGUUAAACAUAGUGUAAGAACUCUUAGAAGGCAUAAGAAAAUUGUAGAAACCAUAGGAUAGGACAUGUGAGAUUGAUGCCUUGCUUGUUCAUAACUGAAACAAAACAUCAAGUGCGAAGGCACCCAUCCAGUGCACAGGUUGAAGAUAUGUAUGAUGAAAUCAUGCCCAGCUUGUUUAUAUGUACUUGAUGCUAUGUAAAACCACACAAAAUUGUAUUGCCUGUCGUGAUCCUUCUCAUUCAUAGACAGAACUUACAAAAGAUGAACUUAGGAUAGAGAAACAAAGCCUAGGUUGCACCGGUGGACAUAUAGCUAAUAAGCAAAGCUAAAACCAAUGUACCUAGAAGAUAGAUAAUGCCAGGAUCCGAACAAUGCGUUGAACAGUGCAACAAUACAUAAAUUGAUCUUGUGACGAACUGAACCUCGUCACAGGUUCUUGGAGGGGCCUGCUGGCCAGCCUUUUGCCUCAGAACUUUGGGCCCUGCAAUAUACCUUGCCCAAUGCACUGUAAAAGGCUCUGUUCAUGUGUGUAAUGUACUUUUGUACUCCAGACAGAGAGACUGAUUCCCUGGAACUGUUUUGGGCAAAGGACCAUGUGCACGGUCGGUCAAAAAUAAGACUUCCAGGAAAUUCCUGAACUGAUCUGAGUGAUUUUUGGAUAUGUUGGCCCUGAUCCCCUGAUCAGGGCUAUCGGGGGAUGUAACAUUUGUGGGGAUUUUAUGUGUUUUGUGGUACUUUUGGGGUUUUUAGAAUUUUUUUCUGACUGGGGAUAAUUGAGUUAAUACAGUAUCUGACUCAAUUAUCUCCUAGGCAGAGGGGAGGGAUUGUGUGCUGUGUGUGGGAGUGUUGUGCCUUAUAACCUUAUUGUUAUUGGUCUGUGAAGUUACAAAUUAGUCUACCAUCAGGUCCAUGUUCGCGUACCCCUUGCAUGGGGAUUGUCAUAUAAGGCCAAGUGUGGCUCCCAUUAAACUGAGAUUCGUUUUACCCUUCAUAAGGUCUAGGCUCAUGUUUGGGGGAUUGGAGAGCUAUAUUCACAUUCUGGGGAUUGCUAUAGUCACUAUACUCUCUUGGAUCACAACACUUACUCAUAUAAGAGCAGCCUGCUUUGCUCUCUGGACUAGGAGAGGUCAACCCACUGGAAGCUGGAUUCUGGUGUUGGGUCCAGGGUGGGUGGAGGACAGCGAGACCCCAACCAAGCUGCGGCGGUUUGUGGGGUUUACGGUGGUUAUGGUGUUCCAGUGCAGUGCUUAUGGUGCUGGCAAGUGCUAGGAAGCAGCGAUUGAUGGAGGUACCAGGUCGGGGUGCCAGGCGGUCCGUCACAGAUCUGACUUCCAAUACCAUAACAAUGCUGGGAAAUAAUAUUUCUACAGCUUUACAAUACAUAGAUUACCUGUCAUUCCUAUAACUUUACCAUGCAUAGAUUGACCACCAAAAGCACAACAAUGCAAACAUUUCUCUGACAUCAUAUAGUACUAAAAUUGUGGAAAAAACGGAAAUUGAGAUAGCGCAAUAAUACAUAGAUGGAGCAGACAAUCAAAUAGCACAGCAAUAGUUACCUGGCCUAAUAAUGCAUAGCUGCAUUUUGUAUGAUUAGAUUUGUGCACAAAUCUGCUCUGGCCAGUCCGUGUGAAUAAAAUUCCUUUUAAUCCAAUAAGACUCUGAAAAUAAGACGAACUUGCAUUAGUUAAUUUUUACCUAGGUCUAGCUCUGGUGCUUAGCUCCAAUAAACAACUUGCAAUAAUAGAAAAUUUAGUUUAUUAUUGAAAUGCCACUGUCUAAAACAACACUGUUAAAUGCACAUGAUAUAAUAUUUCAAAAGCAAAACGUAACAUGGUACCCACAUACCAAGUGCAGCUAUCAGUAGAGAAAGGAAAUAAAUGGUAAGAGUCCACUAAAUAUACAGCAAAAAUAUUUAAAGACAUGCCAUAAAGAGCAUACUGCAUGGCUGCAGUCUUAUUCUUUAAAGACUGACACUUAUUGGGGGCGUGCAGAUAUAAAAGAUAUAAAAUCCCCAGUAUGCAAACUAAAAAGUCCCCCCUUUAACUUCCUAGCUCAGUGAUUAACCACAAACCUGCCCCAGGAAGGGUUGCCAGCUUGGGGCCCCACUCACCAAGAAAAGUGGAGGGAAAAACAAAAAAGUCUGCAUGCAUAAUAUGUAGAUCACGUUUUGCCACGCUGUUGCCUUCUCGAACUGCUGUACUACCAAACUACAAGGUGCAAAAAAAGAGAUUCCUCCCCACCCAGUCAAAGGCACACUGCUACCAUCGGUGUGAAAGUAACUUAGAAGUUAGCCCUGGCACCGGUUCUAUCCAAAUUAAACUGUGGAGAGUAGCCGAGUGCAUACUGUGUGCUGCAGGGCCGGACUGGGAAUACGAAGCAGCCCUGGAAAAAAUCUAUGCCAGCCCCAUAAGUCAUUGUGCUAUGUAGGGUGUUUAUAUAUAUAUAUAUAUAUAUAUAUAUAUAUACAUACACAAUUGAAAUAGUUGGCUGCACUCUCGGAUUUCCUGAAAAUGUAACUUUUAUUGAAAUAUUUAAGAGAAGAUCAAUGUUUCAGUCCCUCUUGUGGACUUUCGUUAUGAUCCUGAUGCAAGUCCACAAGAGGGACUGAAACGUUGAUCUUCUCUUAAAGGACCACUCUAGGCACCCAGACCACUUCAGCUUAAUGAAGUGGACUGGGUGCCAGGUCCAGCUAGGGUUAACCCAUUUUUUCAUAAACAUAGCAGUUUCAGAGAAACUGCUAUGUUUAUGAAUGGGUUAAGCCUUCCCCCUAAUCCUCUAGUGGCUGUCUCAUUGACAGCCACUAGAGGCGCUUGCGUGCUUCUCACUGUGAUUUUCACAGUGAGAGCACGCAAGCGUCCAUAGGAAAGCAUUAUGAAUGCUUUCCUAUGUGACCGGCUGAAUGCACGCGCAGCUCUUGCUGCGCGUGCGCAUUCAGCCGACGGAGAGGAGAGAAGGAGGAUCGGAGGAGGAGAGCUCCCCGCCCAGCGCUGGAAAAAGGUAAGUUUAACCCCUUUUCCCCUUUCCAGAGCCGGGCGGGACGGGGUCCCUGAGGGUGGGGGCAUCCUCAGGGCACUAUAGUGUCAGGGAAACGAGUAUUUUUUCCUGGCACUAUAGUGGUCCUUUAAAUAUUUCAAUAAAAGUAAAAUUUUAAGGAAAUCCGAGAGUGCAGCCAACUAUUUCAAUUGCCUAUAUAUAUAGUGGAGCCCUGGUGAUGCAACAGUAUAUAUAUAUAUAUAUAUAUAUAUAUAUAUAUUUUUUUUUUAUUUUUUUAUUUUUUUUAUUAUUAUUAUAAUUUUUUUUUUUAUUGAUACAUUUCUUCUUCUAAUUCAAAAAUUAGUUCUUUUAGGGUAAUUAAAUUAUACAGUAAAGCAUACUCACACACAGACAGACAAUCUUACUGAUGCACACAAAUAGGCUCAUUGACAGACAAUGACACACACAGACAAGGUUACUGGCGCACACACAAAUUUAGUACAGACAAACUCUGAUACACACAAACAAGCUUACUAUAGACAAGCUCACUGUUACACACACACGCUCACUACAGACAAGCUCACUGAUGCGCACACACUCUCCCUACAGACAAGCCCAUUGACACACACGCUCCCUACAGAAGAGCUCACUAACACACAGAUACACUACAGACAAGCUCACUGACACACACAUGCUCACUACAGACAAGCUCACUGACACACAUAUGGUCACUACAGACAAGCUCACGAUCACACUCAUGCUUACUACAGACAAGCUCACUGACACACAUAUGGUCACUACAGACAAGCUCACGAUCACACUCAUGCUUACUACAGACAAGCUCACUGUACACAAAUGCUCACCACAGACAGGCUCCGACACACCCAUGCUCCUUACAGACAAGCUCACUCACUAGCAGGCACACACACACACACACACAUACACACAGAGGCUCCCUCACUAGCAGAUGUGCGCACACACACACAGAGGCAAACAGUCACUGACACCCAGGCAGACAGCCACACACACACACACAGGCAGACAGUCACUGACACCGAGGCAAACACCCACACAUACAAAGACAGGCAGUCAGCCACACACAUACACAGACAGACAGCCACACACUCACACACAGGCAGACAGUCACACACUCACACAGAGACAGUCACACACUCACAGGCAGUCACACACUCACACAGAGACAGUCACACACUCACAGGCAGUCACACACUCACACAGAGACAGUCACACACUCACAGGCAGUCACACACAGUCAGUCUCACAGAGACAGUCACACACUCACAGGCAGUCACACACUCACACAGAGACAGUCACACACUCACAGGCAGUCACACACUUAGACAGAGACAGUCACACACUCACAGGCAGUCACACACUCAUACACAGUCACACACUCACACAGAGAUAGUCACACAGUCACAGAGAGUCACACAGUCACAGUCACACACUCACACAGUCACAGACAGUCACACACACACACACAGACAGUCACACACUCACACAGUCACAGGCAGUCACACACUCACACAGUCACAGGCAGUCACACACUCACAGGCAGUCACACACAAACAGUCACACAGUCACAGGCAGUCACACACUCACAGGCAGUCACACACAGACACACUGACCUGCUUCUUCCCUCCUGCUUGGAGCUCCUGGAGGCUUGUUGUUGGGGAAGCAGGGACUCUUUCCUGCUUCCCAUGCUGCAGUCAGCCAGGCCCCCGCCGCACGGUAAGCCCCGCCCCGCCGCACGGUAAGCCCCGCCGCAAAUUUUUUUUUUUUUUUUUUUAAAUUUAAUGAUCCCUGCCGGUCAUGUGUGAGCUGUGCCGGCCGCCUGGCUCCCCCUGCUCCCAUGGGGCUCUGUGCGGCCACACACCUUGUACAUGGCCGGCCAGGAUCACAGGAGCUGUCAGACCGGCCCCAAGUGCCGCGGCCCACCGGGAAAUUUCCCGGUAUCCCGGUGGGCCAGUCCGGCCCUGGUGUGCUGCUGCCGCAAGCAGUAGGACCCAAGCGUGAAGACCAAUGAGACCAUGUGCAGUGGGUGGUUUAUGACAGCCCUGCCUUAAACUGUAAGGUACGAAAAAAGAAAUAAAGUCUCCUGUAUCUGCAAUGCCGUCAGUAUCCCACUUGACUUUGUACUGCCUACCACUGGUGACUAUAAAUAGGCCGGGAAAUCUCUUCCACAACUCCAAGCAUACCAGCCAUCUCAUAUUUGUGUGCAUAUACAUUUUUGUAUGCAUGUUAAGGAAUGCUGUGAAUUAAACACUAUAUACAUGUAACCUUUUUUUUCCAGCUGUUUCUUUUGUUGAUGACCUUAUGUUCUGUAUCAAUUAGCUAGUGAAAUGUUUUAUUUCCAUUGUCCAUCAACAUUUACAAUUUUAUUUUCUGAUUCAGCAUUUUGCAAUAGUGCUCCUUGUAUUGGUGACUACAUUCCUAUAUCUGUGAUAUAAUUGGUGUGUGAAUUAUUUUCCGAUUUGUUUAGCCAUUUGCAUCACAUGCGCAUGCACACAUUUGUUUUGAAUGCAUAAUGAAGCGUGCAUAAACACUUAUUCAGGCUUAUGCACGGCCGUAUAGUACAAAUUCCACCUCAAAUUGCUCAGUGGUGAAUGAUAUAAUUGGUUUUUGGCAGUUAACCAAGUGUAAAAAAGCCACACCCUAACACAGGUUUUGUGUACGUCAUUAUUAAUAUUAUCAGUUUGUUUGAGAUGCUAUUCACAAAUGUUAGCAAACAUUACAUUCGCCGACUAAUCUAUUCUUUUUGUAGCGGAAGGAAAUAAAAUUAUUACUCAGUAGAAAUAGGUACACAAAAAGAGGAAGCAUGGGACUGAAAAAAAGCAAGACAAUAAUAGGUGUCAGUAAAUCAAUGAAAGGUCUGAAAAGAAGGAAAGGGACACAAAAGAACAUAUAGAGGGGGUGACUUAAUGAUACCAGUGGGGGAACUGGAACAUGUCACUCAUACCAGUAUUAAAAAGGUCCUGCUUAAUAGAGUUGUGCUACAGACCCACAUUUUUGCUGGUGGUCUUGAGUGUCUAAAUCUAGUCUUUACUUUGGUGGCAGUAUGAAGGAAUGUCCACAUCCCCUAGAUACCAAUGCUUAACAAUUGUGUGUGCUGAUAUUAUAAUACAGUAUAUUUCUCCUCAGACACUGGCUGGCAACAGGGUACAUCUGGUUCAUUAUUCCAUAUAUGGUGUAUGACACGUAUGCGAUGUACCUUCGGCACUGGUAUAAAUGUCAGGACAAAAGGAUCUUAAAUGGGAAAGAGCAUUUCUCCAAAGCAAUGAACAGCCUCCUAAAGAAGGACUUCCUCAUGCUCGUCCAUCACACUGCAAUUCUAACUAUAAUUGUACCUAUUGGUCUGGUAAGAAUGAUGAGAAGACUCCAAAUUCCUGUAUUAAAUCGGUAUAGAUUUUUUAAUUUAAAUUCCGCAAUGUAAAUUGCAAACACUUCCAUACUUAUAUUUUUUGUGUAGAAUAGAAUGAUAAUAUUGUACACGGGGAACAGACAAGUUUUGUUUAAAGGAAACGUAUAUGUACAGUCCAAAUGAUUAAUGUUGACAACAUAAACUCUUCUCAUUGUAAAUGACUUCCUUUAAAAGGCAACCACUUCUCUUUCUUCACCAACCUAAAGGCACAAGUCAGGACUAUACUUUUACUACACUAGAAACUAUAUUGGUUCCAUGUUAUUGGUGUAGAUUUUAUUAGUAUCUGCAAACAUACAAAACUAAGCCCUGCACUCUGACCCCAAAUACUUCUGGGUGGCAGCAAUGACUAAAGUACACAUUAGACCCAAUACAUUCUUUGUUUUUUACUGUGUGAGCUGAUGUACUAUAAGUAUUGCUGCCGCCGCCCAGAUGUAGUGAGAUUAACAUAGCGCAGGGCUUACUUUUGUAUGUUUGCACUUGCUUUUGUAUUACACAGGCAUGUUACCCACCUAUGUGUUCCCUAUUAAGGGUUAAUGAGUGUUUGGGGGUUUAGAAAAAUGCCCCUCUCUAUCUCACUAGAGAUUUUGAAAGCAGCAAGGUGAAUUGUUAGUUUAGUUAUCACCUAAGAGGCUUUGCCUUGAUGUGGUAGGUGAGCUUACACUCUAAUGGCUAUUGGAGUGAUACUAAAAAACCUCAAGUUAUUUAAAUGCCCCUAGGCAGUUUAGAUAGUGUGAAAGUAACAGUUUUCUUUGAUUUUUAUUAGUAUUUGAGCUGCCAUGAGAGGUCAUAUUGGUCUCAUGACUAUGUUUUCACCUAGGUAAAGCAAAAUAUAUGUUAAUAAAUCCUAAAAGACCAUGGCCAAAUUCCCUUACCUGCAUGUAUUCAAACGGUUGUUCAACACACAUACAUCUGUCAAUAGUUCUGCUUAUGCAAAUACACUGUGUCCAGCUUUUGAAGAUAUCCUCCACGUAACUUAAGGUUGAAUUUAAUAAAUACGGUUACUCAUUUCCAGGGCUCUUAAACAAGAUCUAUAUCUUAGUCAUGCUAAUUUCUAGGGUUAACAUAGACGGAUCCAGUAAAGAACUGUAGAUGUUUUAUCUGGAAGGGAAAGUAAACCAAAGGUAAGCUUUCCCAAACUAAACACAACAAGAUAAAUAAGUGAACAGAAGUCCAUAAUCUAGUCGUAUAGUUUGGAGAGCGUAGUAAAACGUCCCUAUGUGUUUCUACAGAGAUAAGAAAUCUGAAUUGUGUGCCUUGUAUACCUGUCACAUAUAUAUAUAGGCCUUUCUCCUUUAUUUUCCAACGUUAUAUGCAUAUCCUAUUGUCUAACACAAGCCAGUCAAACUACAAUACAAUAUUAUUUUUAAAAACUUAGCUUUUAAAAACAAGCCUCAAAUUAAAAAAACAAACCAAAAAACUUGGGGUUGGAAGUGCUUUCACACAGUCCAUUUACAUCUUUUCUGAAUUUAUUCUUGAGAUUAAUUGCGAAUGGGGCCACUGUGCAGCACUGCCCCUAGAAGCACCUCUAUUGGCUAUCAGAGGAGUGGCGACUAGAGGUUUUCCUCAGGUUUGUCUUUAAGCAUUGGCACACUGGUCAGAUGCCCUGGGGUCCAAUGAGUAUAGGGGCACCAUAGGCUUGCCAAGUUUCAGUAUAUUAUUCCAAGAGAUUUAUUCAGAACUUUCAAACCCUCUUUUUAAAAACAUUUAGGUGGACUAAUCACCGCAGCUGUUAUCUGUACAUGUGAUCUUGCUGUUGCAAAUACAUAUCUUGACCUUGACGAAAACAACGUACAUAUUAAUUGUACUGAAGCAAGACAAAAUUAACACAAACAGUUUGGUGAAGCAGUAAACCUAUAAUAAAGUUAAGACGACCUUUGUGUUCCUAGGCUGUGAUUAAAUUAAAAAGCUUGCAGGAUCUGACUAUACUCAGCAGAACAACUACAUUAAGUUGUUCUGGUGACUAUAGUGUCCCUUUAAAGAGAGAUCUGGUUUCAGGAAAUCUGCACCAAUACCAGCCACAAAUAGCCCCUUCUUAACAACUCGAGUUGCCUGCUCUAGGAAAGAUCUUGAAGAAAAAUAUAACAAAAAUACAUCAAUUUAACCACUUCAUAAAUGAGCCUCUUCAAAAAAAGGCUUUUCAAUGCAUUCAUUAAAGGCUUUUUCUGCAGUUGUGCUAAUUGUUCCACAUGGCUGUCUAUUUAAGUGCAACCAUAUACAUUAUAUAUAUAUAUAUAUAUAUAUAUUUAUAUAUUAUUUUUUUUUUAAUGAUAGACAGGGAUUCUUCUGCUACAUUAUAGCACACAAUUAUAUAUGAAUAAAAUAAUAAAAGGAAAAAUAUAUAAAUUUCCUUUCUUUGUUUUUAAUAUUUUUUUUACAUAACUGCAAAAUCAAACAAAAACAUAAACCUCACUUAUUAGUCUGGAUUGUUACAGAAUUUAAAGGACCAUUAUAGUGACAGGAAAACAAACUUGUUUUCCUGGCACUAUAGGGUCUUUAGGUCCCACCCUUCCAACUCUCGUCGGCCUAUAGGGGGCUGAAGGGGUUAAACUCUUACCUUUCUCCAGCACCGGGCUCCCUCGGUGCUAGGGUUCUCUCCUCCCUCUUACGACGCCAGGGCCGAAUACACAUUCAAUCAGUCCAUAGAAAAGCAUUUCUCAAUGCUUUCCUAUGGACGUCAGCGUCUUCUCACUGUGAUUUUCACAGUGAGAAGCGCGGAAGCGCCUCUAGCGGCUGUCAAUGAGACAGUUACUAGAGGCUGGAUUAACCCUAGUGUAAACAUAGCAGUUUCUCUGAAACUGCUAUGUUUACAGCUGCAGGGUUAACCCUAGAUGGACCUGGCACCCAGACCACUUCAUUGAGCUGAAGUGGUCUGGGUGCCUAUAGCGGUCCUUUAAUUAUAUUUAUUUUUUUAAAGUUACAGGGCAAGUGCUGCAAGGAGUUAAAUAUGGUUUUAAAAGUAGAAAUUGGUAAAAGUUGCUGAGACUAUAAUGUUAAUAGGGGUCACAUCACAUAAUACAAGACUUUUACACAAAAGUAUAUGUUUAUAGAAAGUAGAUCCCCUAUGGUAUUUAAUGGUACCUUCUAUGCCCAUAAAGCACAUCAGCUCAUUGAGGUGCUUUAGGGGCUAAAUUAAUGUCCCCUCUUUGUCACUUUAUAAAAAUCAAUUUUAAGAGAAUUCAGCACUUUAAUAAAGUGUUUAGGUUUGCACACUCCCUUUUGUUUUUAAUGAUUAAUGGAAAUUAAUUAUGUUGUCCAGUAUCUGCCUCACAGCUCAUCUUGGUGCACUUGGGAUUGCCUACCUUGGGUGACCUCCACAUGUUUCUUUCUUUGAUGUCUUAAAUAAAUAGUUCAAUAUGGCCAAUCUUGGCAAGACUAGCCUUGUGACAGUAUGUGUAAAAGCUGCUGUACAGUAUAUGGCAUCAAGCACCCUUAAAAUGUGUUCAUUUUCAUUCUAGUACUGGGAUGGCAAACGUAGGCCUUUGUUAGUUGUUGGACUACAUUUCCCAUUAUUUAUAUAAUUAUUGCACUGAAUUGCAUUACAGUAUUAGAGGAUGGCAAAAGUGUAGUUGUAGCAUGAUAUUCAGAUAGCCUAUUGAAUUCAUUAUUUUUAUUUAUUUAGCACAAUAUGUUCCUCACAUUUUCUUUUUUUUGUUUCAGUUUUUAAGAAGAGAUAUUGGUGAUUUCUUUGUUGGCUGUUUGUUUACAGCAGAACUGAGCACUCCAUUUGUAUCACUUGGUAAAGUUUUAAUACAGGUAAUCCACUAAUACCAGUCUGUAUGAUUAUACUGUUUAGGAAUAUUUCCCUGCACUCACCUGCUUUUAUCUAUAAACAUCUGCUGUGAUCAACAAACAAGAUACAGUAACACUGCUUUAUGUAUAAUUCCUUAUUUCAACAGUCAGUCACACUACGCACAAUCCUCCCAGUCACUGCAUAGAGUGGUUCUGUCAACCCGUGUGUUGGGAACAUUUAUUAAAAUGCAAACCUAGAGCAUGUAUAAAUGCACUGCAAUUUCUCGUGAAAUUUCCAUGUGCUGGUACUUCAGAAAUGGUUAGUGUAAGAGCAGCCCUCAUUCGCAGGCCUGUCACCCUGAAGCCAUAGAAUGACAUGCUCCCUUUACACUGUUCUGCACAUCGGCAGGCUGGGACGGGGGGCAAUUGCCCCCCAGGCCGCAUUAAAUCCAGGGCCGUCCGCAUCCAGCAAAAAAAGGAAAAAUCUGAAUCCUCUGCCUCUGGCUGGGAACUUGGAUUUUUCAAUGUACCUCUCUCCCUGCAGCCUGAUGAUGUCAGGAGGUGGUGGCGUGACUUCCACUGCUCUUCUCACUGGACCGCUGGGGAGUCUGGGAGAAGAGCAGAGGAAGUCACGCCCCCUCCUCCUGACAUCAUCAGGAGUGGCCUGCCGACUCCACUGACUCCUGGCUCCUGCCCACCACUCCCUGGCCUAAGGUAAGACACAGGGAGGGUGGAAUACACUUUAGUUUUUUUUUUAUUCCCCUUCCUCAGCCCUAUCUCCCUUACUCAGCCCCUACCCCAUCAGCUCCUUCCCCCCCUCUCAGCUCCUGUCCCCCUCACUCCCUGUUCUCAGCUCCAGCCACCCCCUCAGCUUCUGCCCCUCAGCUCCUGUCCCCACCUCUCCACUCCUGCCCUGCCCCUCAGCUCCUGGUCCCCCUUUUCAGCCCCAUGCCCCCCACCACAGCAAGUCUCCCCCAAUUUCAACCCAUAUCACCAACACCACAGCCCCUUUCCCAAAUUGUAGCCAUCAACCUACUUCAGCCCCUAUCCCUCCCCACUACAUUUCCUAACCCCCGAAUUACAGCUCAUACCCCCACUACAGCCCCUUACACAGCCCCUGUCUACUGGCUUUAAAAGUGUAAAGUUUGUUGUCAGUGUGUGUGUGUGUGUGUGUGUGUGUGUGAAUGUGUGUGUGUCAGCCAAUGUAUGUGUGUGUGGGUGUCAGUGAUUGUGUGUUUAUUAGUGUGUGUCAGCAAAUGUGUGUGUGCCUGUCAGUGAGUUUGUCUGUUUAGGUGACUGCCCCCCACCACCCCUUCAUUCACAUGGAGAAGGUGUUUUUACUCUCCUUUUGGUACAAUGGGCAACUUGACUGGAUUUGCCCCGCAGGCCAGGCUGCCAGCCCUCCCUUGGUUCUGCAUACUUAUAGUAAGGCCCAGUGAAUAAGAUAAAAAAUAUUGGCAUAAAAGCAGAGGUGGAGAAAAACAGAAGACUGUAUACAUUUUCAUUUUAAAAAUGCUUAGGAAUUAUUUGAAACAAAAUAUGUUUGUUAGUUGCAGUCAAUAGCAUGUGGAGUUCAUUCCUAGGUUCCCCAUAACCCGUAGUCUAACCCGAAUUUGUAACUAUGGCCUAAAUGUAAUAUUUUUGGAUAAGCUUUUCAAAUGACAACAGUCAGUUAGAAAACCUUUUCAAAUUAUUUAUCUACAGAAGUCACUAUUAAAGUUUAUGACAAAUUUUUGUACAUAAAUAAUUUGAAAAGUUUGAAUAUUUAAAAAGCUUAUCCAACAAAAAAUUAAUCAAGGCCUUUAAUUUCCAUUACUUCUAUCUUACCAAUAAAGUAUACAGCAAAGUACACAGUAAGUUCAACCUGGCAGAGUGCUAUAAUUUCCUGAGAGCAUCCAGAAUAAAAUUGUAGAAAAAAACAGCCCUAAGUUGACAUUUUGAAGGCACAGUUAUGACUGUGUGUUCAAAUGUUGACAUUUCAAAGGGAUACACUUGUGCAAAUGUUUUGGACAAACUGAUUCAUUUCCUCUGUGCUGUGGCUCACAAAUACCUGACAUUUAUACAUUCUAGUGCAGAAGCUAAAAGAUUUUCCUUAUUUGUCCUCAAGUAAGACUGUAUUAAAAUGGCACCUGUUAUGCUCCAAACAAUUUAUGCUCAUUAGAUUAAGCAUAGGAUUUUAUCAAUACAUGCUAGAAAAUGUAUACAUUAGGAGAAAAACCUAUUUAAAUUAUUUUAAUUUUUUUUUUUAUCCCAGCUGUCAGGCAAUGACUUGGCGUGCCGAGGCUUUGACUGGCAAGGGAGAGCAGAGAAGGUCCCUCUUCUUUCUUCCCAAGGCAACUACAGUGCACUGGCAAUAAAGGCUACUCAUUGACUUAGUGUGUCAACUGAUCACACCGCCAGGCCUGGCUAAGAUAGAGAGCAUUUUGGCUCUCCAAUGGAAGUAGUGGAGAAAAGAGUUUGACUUCUUUCAAUGGGGGGCACCAGGGCACACAUGACACCAUAACCACUACAGUUAUGUGUAGUGGUUAUGGUGCUUGCAGUGUUCCUUUAACCCUCACUUUUCAGAACACCUUGAUAAAUAUCCCCCAUUGUGCUUGAACAAAAUGAGAAAACCCAUCAAGAUAAAGUAAUAAAUUACAGUUUUAAUUACAUGUAGUAUUCUUUUACUAAACCAUUUCUUUAUUUCUUGCAGAUAAAUUGGCAAAAUUCCCUCCUGCAUAAAGUGAACGGUGCUGUUGUGCUAAUUACCUUCUUUAUCUGUCGCAUUCUUCUUUUUCCAUUCAUGUACAAUGCCUAUGGAAAACAGUAUGGGAUCCCAAUAUACAAAGUGCCUUUCAAUAUCCCUCUGCACUGCAAUGUCAUAAACGCCAGCAUUAUGGCCCCACAGAUAUACUGGUUCUGGCUCAUAUGUCGAAAAGCUUUAAGACUUUAUACCAGCCAUCCGCAGACAAAAGACAGAUAACACUGUUUGCAGUGGGAAGCAGAGACUGCCAUGGAUUCACUCCAGAGAUAAACUGCCUUGGAUGUGACAAGGCUCCUCAGUGUGCCACCAGCCUCUCUUGCAAAGGAGGAAAUUUACAUGUUUGCCAACCAGUGUUUAAGCUUCCUAAACAAUGCAGGGGAAGCAAUAACAACCACUUCAUGAAAGAUAACAAAACACACUGGAUAUGAAUAUAAGAGACGCUAGGGUCUUUUUUUAUGUUUUUUAACUGACAGGCUAUUCAGUAAGGUGACAAUUGCUGGGAAUUCAAAGUGAAUUCAAAACGUAAUGCCAAAAUAGCCAAACACAACACAGAAAUGAAAAAUUGUCCUAAAGAAUCUAUUUUGGCCUAUUUUUUUUUUAAAUUCACUUUGAAUUUCUGGCAAUUCUCACUUAAGUGAAUAAACCCAAGAAUUAAAUUCAAACAUUAGGUCAAAAUUUGAAAAUUCUCCGUCAGCUAUAUUUUCUGUUCAGCUAUUUUAGCGUAAAAUUUGAUAUUCACUCCAACCAUUCACACUCUUCGAUUUUGCUUUGAAUGGAAAUACAAUUCCUUCUGUGAGCAAAAGCACUUCUUAACAUUCGCAAAUACACUGCCUGGCCAAAAAAAAGUCGCCACCCAAAAAAAAAAGGUCACACACUAAUGUUUUGUUGGACCGCCUUUAACUUUGCCUACGGCAUGUAUUCGCUGUGGCAUUGUUUCGAUAAGCUUCUGCAAUGUCACAAGAUUUAUUUCCGUCCAGUGUUGCAUUAAUUUUUCACCGAAAUCUUGUAUUGAUGAUGGGAGAGUCGGACCACUGCACAAAGCCUUCUCCAGCACAUCCCAAAGAUUCUCAAUCCGGUUAAGGUCUGGACUCUGUGGUGGUAAAUCCGUGUGUGAAAAUGAUGUCUCACGCUCCCUGAACCACUCUUUCACAAUUUGAGUCCCGAUGAAUCCUGGCAUUGUCAACUUGGAAUACGCCCGUGCCAUCAGGGAAGAAAAAAAUCCAUUGAUGGAAUAACCUGGUCAUUCAGGAUAUUCAGGUAGUCAGAUGACUUUGUUGUUUGGGCACAUAAUGUUGCUGAACCUAGACCUGACCAACUGCAUCAACCCCAGAUCAUAGCACUGCACCCACAGUAGGCAUUAGGCAUGAUGGGUGCAUCAGUUCAUCUGCCUUUCUUCUUACCCUGAUGCGCCCAUCACUCUGGAACAGGGAAAAUCUGGACUCAUCAGACCACAUGACCUCCAUUGCCCAUUGCUCCAGAGUCCAAUCUUCAUGCUCCCUAGCAAAUUGAAGCCUUUUUUUCUGAUUAGCCUCACUAAUUAGUGGUUUUCUUAAUGCUACACAGCUGCUCAGUCCCAAGCUGAGUUCCCUUCGCAUUGUGCAUGUGGAAAUGCUCUUACUUUCACUAUUAAACAUAGCCCUUAGUUAUACUGUUUUUCUACAAUUUGAUUUCACCAAACGCCAAUCACGAUCAGGACUUUUUUCCGACCACAUUUUUUUCAUCGAAGAUGAUGGUUCCCCAGUAUCCUUCCAGUUUUUAAUAAUGCGUUGGACAGUUCUUAACCCAAUUUUAGUAGUUUCUGCAAUCUCCUUAGAUGUUGUCUCUACUUGAAAAAUGAUUGGUCCUUUCUCAAACAGACUAACUAUCUUUUCCACGACCAUGGGAUGUGUCUUUCGACAUGGUUGUUUAAGAAAUGAGAAGCUACUUGUUGCCAGCUGAAAGAUAAUUGUGCGUGCAGUAACUAUCCAAUAGGAGGCUUUUACCGAUAUGCUUAGUUAAAUUCAGGUGGCAACCUUUUUUUUUGGCCAGGAGGUGUAUAUAUGACUGCAAGGGUUUAGGUAUUUAACACUGCCAUUUUAAACAGAGGGAAUCAUAUCCUCUGUGCACUGUACACUUCCUGCUGUAACUUACAGCAGCUGCAUCACAUUAAAAGGAGGUUUGAAGGAAAACUUACAGGUUUAAACUAUAUAAAAAAAAAUUGCAUUUCUUAAUAUUUAGGUGUUUCACUAGAGAAAAUGAACAAUAUCUACAGUUUAUUGGUACAAUAUUAAGGGUUAUAUGUAUAAAAAUAUGUCAAAAUUAUAUUUAAAAAAAAGGCAAAGUUCUAAAAGUGUAGCAUUCACCGUGGUAACUACUGAAAUGUUACUGCUGAUCUCUCCAUGUUUAGCACUUUGCCCAAGAAUUGCACUAAUUUUCUUUGGUUGCCAUGUUUACACAUAUUGCCCAUUUAUUUAGCCAAGAUUCACCGAAAGAAAAUUGAUUUGUUCUUGAGAAAUAGGGCAUUGAUCUAGCCACAUACUUAGAGUGAAUAUUUUGUAACAUUUAUGUCAAAUGUUAAAGCAGAACCAACGUUAAAAAAUUAAGUGAUGUAAGUGGUUUCAUUCAUAGUGUUUGAUUGAUACCGUAUAUACUCGAGUAUAAGUCGACCCAAAUAAAAGCAGAGACCCCUAAUUUUACCCCCAAAAACUGGGAAAACUUAUUGACUCGAGUAUAAGACUAGGGUGGGAAAUGCAGCAGCUACUGGUAAAUUUCUAAAUAAAAUUAGAUCCCCAAAAACUUAUAUUAAUUGAAUAUUUAUUUACAGUGUGUGUAUAUAAUGAAUGCAGUGUGUGUGUGUAUAUAAUGCAGUGUGUGUAUGAAUGCAGUGUGUGUGUGUGUAUGAGUGCAGUGUGUGUUUGUGUAUGUGAUGCAGAGUGUGUAACCUUGGUGGGGGG
Pelobates cultripes (western spadefoot toad) is the source of this 44195-nucleotide messenger RNA. Lineage: Eukaryota; Metazoa; Chordata; Amphibia; Anura; Pelobatidae. The record is from the annotation of a GenBank genome assembly.